Messenger RNA from Bactrocera oleae (olive fruit fly), 498 nucleotides. RefSeq names its product ribonuclease P protein subunit Rpp21 (gene Rpp21). The record is from RefSeq and is a predicted model, not a curated record. Gene Ontology annotation, cellular component: nucleolar ribonuclease P complex. NCBI's taxonomy places the organism in Eukaryota, Metazoa, Arthropoda, Insecta, Diptera, Tephritidae. Gene Ontology annotation, biological process: tRNA processing.
AUGUCAAACAAAAAGCAACAGCCCGCAUUUCAAGGAAAGGAAUGUUUCAGUCGUAUGAAUUUUCUCUUCCAAGCAUCAAUGCUUAUGGCUGGCAAGAACAACACGUUAUCUGCCUACUACGGCGAACUAUGUCGGAGUAUUGCAAAGAAAGCUGUGCUUAAAAUUGAUCCAAACAUAAAGCGGCAAAUGUGUAAACGUUGUUCACUGGCACUAAAACCAGGCAUAACCGCUGACUUGCAUGCUGUAACGCGACGGAAGAGGCGACAGUCUUUAAAAAAUAGUGAUAAUGUGGAUGAAAACACAAGCAUGCUAUUGACGUGCCGUCAAUGCGGUUUUAGACGUCAGUUCAUAGUCAAUCCAAACUACAAUUUUUGGCUGGACAAUGAGGAAUCUGUGGUGGAAUCUAUUACUCUAGGGAACAAAAAACCCGAAAACAAACAAAAGCGGUCACCAGUUAUAGAUAAGGAAACAAAAGAAACCACUACAAAAGAGAAAUAA